CUAUAUCGAGAUCUAAAGUCUCGAUACCUCAUACCGAAAGAACAGCGAAUGAACCACGUGACAAUGCAAAGCUUGCAUAAAGUGCUGCUGGAACGUAUAGAGCAAGUCAAUGAUGAUAUUCGGCUGUUCCGGCUCGUCCCAGCUAAUAGUGAGAAAGGACUCAUGAAGUUCCUUGCUGGCCAAUGGCUCGACGUCCACGUCCCUACAAUCCCACAAGCUGGUGGCUUCACAAUAACAUCACCGCCGUCACAUCUCGGGUCCCAAGAACCAUACAUUGAACUUGCGAUCCAAAAGUCACCCUCUAAUCCACCUGCUGCCUGGCUUUGGCGGCCUAGUGAAAGCAUUUUGGGAAGUGAGCUCCAAGUCCGGGUGGGCGGCUCAUUCACAUGGCCUCCAGCAAACUUCCAAGCCAAAGGGAGGAAAUUGAAACGAGCAGUGUUUGUUGCUGGAGGUGUGGGAAUCAACCCGCUGAUGAGCAUGUUAAGCCAGCUAGGCAUCGACCGGGAGGCUAAUGAUGACUUCGAGGUGCAAUUUUUGUACUCAACGAAGGACCCACGGGCCUCCAACCUCUCUCGGAUUUUGUUUCUCGAAAGACUUCAGCAAGCUUUUGAAGCUCUUGGCGAUAGAUCUCAGCUCCAGUUAUUCUUGACACAGAGCAAGGACAAAUCAAUAGACGGCAAAAGCCAAGUGGCAAGAGAAGAGACGCCUAUCCAGAGGAGGAGAAUCCAGGAACAUGAUGUACUGAGGGUCCUGGGCCCGGUUGAUGAGAGGAGUGAUACUGUAUGUUAUAUUUGCGGGGUGCCAGGAAUGACUGAUGCUUUUGUGGAUCUUGUGCAGAAGGCCGAGGGAGUGGAUGAAAGGAAUGUCUUUUGCGAGAAGUGGUGGUGA
Messenger RNA from Lachnellula hyalina, 888 nucleotides. RefSeq names its product Oxidoreductase NAD-binding domain-containing protein (gene oxnad1). The transcript has 3 exons. The record is from RefSeq and is a predicted model, not a curated record. The annotation marks the transcript as partial. NCBI's taxonomy places the organism in Eukaryota, Fungi, Ascomycota, Leotiomycetes, Helotiales, Lachnaceae. Gene Ontology annotation, cellular component: mitochondrion. Gene Ontology annotation, molecular function: oxidoreductase activity.